AUGGCGGGCGACGAAGAGAAGGGCCUCUACAGGACUCAAACGGGCAUAACCAUGUCACCCGAGCUGUUCGAGAAGCUGUACCUCACGCCCAAGGUGCCUCAGCUCGGCGACUACAACCGGCGGUUUGCCAACCCGACCGCACUCGGCUUUGUUGGCUUCGUCAUCUCGACCUUUACUUUCGCCAUCAUUUGCAUGGGAUGGGGUGGAGCACAGGGCUUCUCACCAGUUGUCUUUGGGUUUCUCCAGCUUCCAACGCUGCAACUCGGAGCCCCUUUCGCAACCGCCGACGAUCCCACGGGCCUCUCAUCGCGAGAAUACAACGCCGCGGUGGCGGUUUACCUGAUUGUCUGGGGAUUUGCCCUAUUUACGUUCUUCAUCUUCACAUGUAAGAUCAACGCCGUGUUUGCAACCAUCUUUUUGCUUGUGAGUGUGGCCGCAUGGGUGUUGUCAGGGGCAUAUUGGAAGGUCAGCUGGGGAGACUACGAGGGUGCUGGGCGGUUGCAAAAGGCGAGUGUUAUCCAUAGUGCGAGUGUUGGAGAAAGUCCAUUAACGUUCUGGCGACAGGGGGGAGGAGCCUUGUUGUUCAUCGUGGCCGCCUUGGGCUGGUACAUGUGCUUCAUCAUCAUGGCGGGAGAGAUGCGCAUCACCCUCAACCUACCCGUGGGCGAUCUCAGUCACCUUUGGCCGAGAACCGAUGUGGAGUUGGCUACCGCCGAGCAACGAGAGCACAAAUAUUGA
Molecule: messenger RNA, 738 nt
Organism: Chaetomium globosum CBS 148.51
Lineage: Eukaryota; Fungi; Ascomycota; Sordariomycetes; Sordariales; Chaetomiaceae
Exons: 3
Coding region: 1-738 (245 amino acids)
Cellular component (GO): plasma membrane
Molecular function (GO): acetate transmembrane transporter activity
Source: RefSeq, a predicted model, not a curated record